AUGGCCGAAUCUCCCGUCACAGAACCGGUUCAGGAAACCGAGAUCGAAGUUGAAGGACAAUCGGAGGAGCAGAAUCAACUUGCGCCCGUAAAGAAGACAAAGAAGAUUAUUAGGAAGAAGAAGCGUCCUGCCCGUGUUCAGGUUGAUCGCUCUGAAAUUGGAGCGGAAGCGCCUGCCCAGACUGGUGAUCUGUUCAAUAUUUGGUACAGCAAAUGGUCCGGCGGAGAUCGUGAUGACAAAUUUGGACUGAAUACACAGGCGAAGACGAGAUGCAACCCUGUGAAGGAUAGCGGUUAUACAAAGGCGGAUUCUGUUUCUGGGUCAUACUUCUGCCUUUACUUUGCCAAGGGCACUUGCUGGCGUGGUGUUGACUGCGAAUAUUUACAUCGAAUUCCUACCAUUCAUGAUAUGUUCCCUGUGAAUGUCGAUUGCUUCGGUAGAGACAAGCACUCCGAUUACAAAGAUGACAUGUCUGGUGUAGGCACCUUUCAACGGCAGAAUAGAACUCUCUACGUUGGCCGGAUCAACGUUAAUGAUGCAAUUGAAGAAACCGUUUCGCGCCAUUUUGCCCCGUGGGGAGAGAUUCAAAGACUCCGAGUUUUGACAGGACGCGGCGUUGCCUUCGUGACAUAUGUCAAUGAGGCUAAUACUCAAUUCGCUAUGGAAGCAAUGAAUCGUCAAGCGUUGGAUAAUGAGGAAAUCAUCAAUGUACGAUGGGCAACAGUCGACCCCAACCCGCUAGCACAGAAGCGCGAGGCACGCCAACUGGAAGAACAAGCUGCUGAAGCUGUGCGCCGCGCUCUUCCUGCCGCCUUUGUUGCUGAGAUCGAGGGUAGAGACCCUGAAGCCAAAAAGAGGAAGAAGAUCGAGGGUAGUUUCGGCUUAGACGGAUACGAUGUCCCAGAUGAUGUUUGGCAUUCGCGCACACGACAGCUAGAGUCGGCCCCGGAGGCUUAUCAGCUCGAGGCUCCAGAGCAGACACUGAUGCUCGAGCCCGCGCUCGCAGAUGAGCCUGAAGCCGAGCCGCAGAAUGGAAUCUUCUCUAGUUCAGCUGUUGCUGCGCUUCGUGGACUGGGCGGUAAUGUGACGACACAGGCUGCGCCGAAAGCCUCUGGCGGGCCAUUGGUUGCUUAUGGUAGCGAUGAUGAGAGCGACUAG
This is a messenger RNA of Penicillium angulare, 1158 nucleotides long. It is a transcript of the gene cwc2, whose product is annotated as active spliceosome conformation promoter CWC2. Lineage: Eukaryota; Fungi; Ascomycota; Eurotiomycetes; Eurotiales; Aspergillaceae. Gene Ontology annotation, cellular component: Prp19 complex; U2-type catalytic step 1 spliceosome; U2-type catalytic step 2 spliceosome. The transcript is spliced from 11 exons. The record is from RefSeq and is a predicted model, not a curated record. Bases 1 to 1158 code for a protein of 385 amino acids. Gene Ontology annotation, molecular function: pre-mRNA binding; U6 snRNA binding; metal ion binding.